UUUAACACCAUCGUGGCAGGGCUCAGGAAUGGAGGAGACGGUUUGGGAGCAGUACACUGUGACUGUACAGCGGGACUCUAAGAUGGGCUUUGGAAUUGCUGUGUCUGGGGGCCGGGACAAUCCAAACGUGGAGACCGGAGAGACGUCCAUCAUUGUGUCAGACGUGCUGCCAGGAGGACCGGCCGAUGGACUGCUCUUUGAGAAUGACCGCGUGGUACUGGUCAACACCAUCGCUAUGGAUAAUGUGCCUCAUUCAUUUGCUGUGCAGUCACUCCGAAAAUGUGGGAAAGUGGCCAAAAUAACUGUAAAGAGGCCUCGCAAGGUGGCUGUCCUGAAGCGCCCGCCGUCCCCGAGUGGGGAUAGCCGCGAUUACAACUUAUCCAGCUAUUAUCCCGAGGACAACCGCAGUGUUCACACUGACCCAGACUCUGAUUACCCUCGGGGAAACGGUGGCCUGGGCUACCCUCGUGACAGAGAGCCUGACCGCAGUCUCGAAAAGGGCCGGAUAGACUACCUGGAGCCGGAUUACCGCAGCCAGGACUACGACUCCCGGCGGGAAUGGAGCAGAGGCAGGAGCGCGGAGAGGUCGCCCAGCUCUGACAGCGGCUACCGCAGGGACGGCAGCCGGGGCCGGACGCUGGAGCGCGGAUCUAGCCCGGAGCCUCGCUAUAACAGGCAGCACAGUAGAGGCCGCGGCGGAGGAGGAAGCCCUGCUGGAAGCUAUGGGAGGGACAAAGGCUACGACACGCGAAAGUAUGACACACGUCCGGAUGACAAGAUGAUCAGGAGUCACAGCAGGGACCGGCUGCAGGAUCACUCCCCGUCACCCACCAGAGAGAGAGACAGAGGAAGAGACCGGUUCAACUAUGAGCCCCUGGAGCCGCCCAUAAAUGUCAUGCUGGUGAAAAACAGGCCCAAUGAAGAGUACGGCCUCCGGCUGGGCAGCCAGAUCUUCAUCAAAGAGAUGACCAGCACUGGAUUGGCUGCCAGAGAUGGAAAUCUCCAGGAGGGCGACAUCAUUCUUAAGAUCAACGGGACGGUGACUGAGAACCUCUCUCUGAGUGACGCUGGCAAGCUGAUUGAGAAAUCACGGGGCAGGCUGCAACUGGUGGUCCAGAGAGACCACCGACAGAUCCUGGUGCGCAUUCCUGCCCUGGCAGACAGCGACUCGGAGCCUGACGAUAUUUCUGAGAUGGAGUCGUACCAUUCCUACUCACCUCAAGAUGACCAAAGGUCACGCCAGUCUGACCUCUCCUCACACUCUUCCAAUGAUGUAGCACGAGAAAACGCCAGGGAGGAUCCUCAAAGUAGACUGGCAAAGACUGCUGUUUCAUCAUCUCCUUACAAAACUCCAGAGGAGCCACUUCCAGCCCACGAGGAGAGAGUAGAACCACAGGAAGAAGAACCACCACCAGCAAUAAAGACAACACCCAAGAUCCUGCUCAGACCGAGCCCAGAGGACGAGGCCAUUUAUGGGCCCAACACAGUGAUGGUGAGCUUUCAGAAAGGAGAGAGUGUUGGCUUGAGGUUGGCUGGAGGAAAUGAUGUGGGAAUAUUCAUAGCAGGAGUUCAGGAGGGCAGUCCGGCUGAAGAAGAAGGUCUCCGUGUUGGGGAUCAGAUUAUGAAGGUGAAUAACGUUGACUUUCGGGGCAUUGUGCGAGAGGAGGCCGUGCUGUUCCUGCUGGAGAUCCCACGGGGUGAGGUCGUGACCAUUUUGGCACAGAAUAAAACUGAGGUUUAUGAAGACAUCUUGGUGUCCGGUCGAGGGGACUCAUUUUUCAUCCGAACUCAUUUUGAGUAUGAGAAGGAGCUGCCUCACUGUCUCGCCUUCUCCCGGGGAGAGAUCUUCAAAGUGGUGGACACCUUAUAUGACGGCAAGCUGGGAAACUGGCUGGCCAUCCGCAUGGGCAAAGACAACAAGCUGCUGGAGAAGGGCAUCAUUCCCAGCAAGAGCAGAGCCGAGCAGAUGGCAAAUGUCCAGAACACGCAUAAGGGCUCAGGAAGUGACAGGGCCGACUUCUGGAGGCUACGUGGUCAGAGGGCGGCCAAGAAGAAAGAUGUGCGGAAGAGCCGAGAGGAAAGUUCUGCGGCCGUCUCCACCCGCUUCCCUGCCUAUGAGAGGGUGGUGCUGAGAGAAGCGGGAUUCCGAAGGCCGGUUGUGCUGUUUGGACCAAUCGCUGAUGCUGCCAGUGAAAAACUGGUCACGGAGCUUCCAGACGAGUUUGUUAUUGCCAAAACAGAACCCAAAGAUGCUGGGUCAGAGAAAUCCUCAGGAGUGGUUCGUCUCAACACUAUCCGACAGAUCAUUGAACAGGACAAGCACGCUCUCCUGGAUGUUACCCCUAAAGCGGUGGACACCCUAAACUACACGCAGUGGUACCCCAUAGUCAUCCUCUUCAGCCCGGACAGCAAACAUGGGGUGAAGGCGAUGAGACAGAGGAUCAUCCCCAGCUCUAACCGCAGUGCCCGCAAACUCUACGACCAGGCUCUGAAGCUCAGGAAAACCUGCUCACACCUGUUUACCGCUGUUAUCGAUCUGAACUCAGCUAAUGAUGCCUGGUACGGCAGUUUGAAGGAGACCAUACGAGACCAGCAGACCCAUGCUGUGUGGGUCUCAGAGGGGAAGCUGGACGGGACGGAGGGGGACCUUGACGUUCAUGGCGAUCGCAUGUCAUAUCUCUCGGCCAUGAGUGCUGACUAUCUCAGCAUGGACAGCCGGCUGACCAGCGACUAUGACGACACGGCGGAUGAGGCCGGGACUUACACAGAUAACGAAACGGACGAGCCACUCGAUCGCCAGCUGGUGUCGGCCAUUAGCCGCUCCUCUGAGCCAGUCAUGCCAGAGGAGGUUAGAGCACACAUCCGUUACGACCCCUCUCGAAACUACGACUCUCGUUCAAGCAGUCCCGUGAGCAGCGAGCACCCGCGCAGCCAGGACUCUCCUGCAAAAACCAAACCCCUGCCUCCCCCCAAAGCUCUCAAACCUACCUGCGUGUCCCGCAGCUCCAGAGGCCUCGUAAACAGCCCCCCGGCACGGGACAGCAAACCUCUGGAGCACAGCCCUGACGAUCCCUCUCAGAGGACUUUCCUGGGCAAAGUGAAGGCAUUUGAGCAGAUGGAUCACUUGGCCCGGACACAGAGAGUCCUGGAGAUCCAAGAGGCCCAGAACGCCAGGUUGGAGAUUGCACAGAAACAUCCAGACAUUUAUGCCGUCCCCAUGAAAUCUCAGAAACUGGACCACAGUAGGCCACAACCUAUCGGCUCCAGUGCGCGACCAGAGCCCCAGACGCCUCCUUGCAAGCUGCCAUACUCAGAGAGCCGCCCGCUCGGCCUCAGCGAGGAGCCCGGAGAGGAGUUUCGACAUCAGCUGGCGGAGCAGACCAAGCGCGGCUAUUACACCACCACACAAAAGUAUCAGGACACUGAGCUGUAGAGUUGCUCUGCUUCGGCUCACCGCACAGCUUCACCAUUCCACCGGGGCGCCGCCCUGCACCAAAACUGCUGCUGACUUGGAAGUCCCAUUUGCUUUUAAGUUUCCCAUGCAUAUAUUUGUCUUUUUCACUUCAGAGAAGUUCAACAUUCUGUCCACGAGGAUAGAAUCUUAUUAUUUUAUUUAUAUAUAUCUGCAUUAGUUUUGUUUCCCUUCUUGUGAUCAGAGAAUCAUGUUUUCUUGCCUAUGCAAUUUUUUAAGUUUUUGCAACGCAACAGAAACUUCUCUCUCUCUCUCUUCGCUCCAUGAAAACCUUAAACCUGUCAUGUGCUACAGACCAGCUUUUUGUUACUUUCUUUUUAUAAGCCUGAUGAAGCAAAACUCUUUUGAAAUGUCACUCUCUUCAAGGUUUAUACUAUCUUUGCAUUCCUUCAUUUCUGAUCAUGUGUGUAUAUGAUGUGAGACAAUACACUGGAUUUUGUUACAACGUUUUGAAGUGCCUUUUACUUUCCGAAUAACGUUGGAGGUUUGUGGACUUGACAAUCCAGCCCUCUGGACAAUAUUUUUGCUGCUUACAGCUCCAAGGAAAAACAGGGAAACGUCAACACCAAAACCCUUAAUACCGUCCGCCCGUAUCCUCAGUGUAGCGACAGCAACGACUGACGAGUUUCCAAAGGGACGCUUCACCAAUCAGGUUGAUGCUGAUUGGUUUGAGUGAUUGAAAUUGCUGUGGUCACGGUUUGUCUUAUUUCAACCCCACCGCAUUAUGUUUUUAACGAGCUUGAUUGUACAUUGGUCCGCUUUACCUCCACAUAUUGGUUCAAAGUGCUUCUAAAACUUGUGGAUUAUAUUUUAAUGGCUUCCACUGUGUGUGAGGGUCACAAGCCCAGAGAAUAUUCCCUGGACAUUUACGUUCAGGUCUACUGUGGAAUUUCACUCUACUACACCAAAUAAAAUAAACUAUAUUGACAUUA
Molecule: messenger RNA, 4404 nt
Organism: Cyprinus carpio (common carp)
Lineage: Eukaryota; Metazoa; Chordata; Actinopteri; Cypriniformes; Cyprinidae
Product: tight junction protein ZO-2-like
Exons: 23
Coding region: 29-3433 (1134 amino acids)
Biological process (GO): establishment of endothelial intestinal barrier; cell-cell junction organization; positive regulation of blood-brain barrier permeability
Cellular component (GO): bicellular tight junction; plasma membrane
Molecular function (GO): cell adhesion molecule binding
Source: RefSeq, a predicted model, not a curated record